ACCAUUGUAAACGCGAGAAAUUUGGUCUGUGAAAAUCGAUUAUGCUCACAUUACCUCUUGUUAAAAUUAAAUUCCAAAUGAACAACUUUAGAAAUCAACAUUUUUUGAACGUGUUACGUACGAAUAGAUGAAACACAAAAAUACAGAGACUAUCUAUAAUUUAAGGCCAUCUUCUGCUUAUUUUUUUCUAUUUCUAUUAUUAGUUGUCAUUGCAGGCGUUUUACUUCUCGAGAACAAGAAGCGGUUUAUGGGCGCCUCCUCUUCUCACGACAUGAAUCCACCAGCUAAAGUGCAACCCAAAGACAAAGCAUCUGCAUCGUUAAUCUUUCUUCAUGGGCUUGGUGAUACUGGCCAUGGUUGGAGUGAAAAUUUUAGAGAAUUCAAUUUCAAAAACAUAAGAUGUAUAUGCCCCCAUGCCCCCCUCAAACCUGUAUCACUCAAUGCCGGAAUGGUUAUGCCUUCUUGGUUUGAUAUACGAGGCUUAGACCAAAAUAGUCCAGAGGAUGAACAAGGUAUCAAAGAUUCUUCAAAAGAAUUGCAGCAGUUAAUAGCUAAAGAAAUUAGUGAAGGCAUACCUCCUGAAAAAAUACUUAUUGGGGGGUUCUCUCAGGGGGGUGCAGUGGCACUAUACACAGCUUUUGGAACAGAUGUUAAAAUUGGCGGAGUUGUGGCCCUCAGUACUUGGAUGCCCAUGAACAAGUAUUUUACUAAUGACAGUAAUACGAAAUACAAUGUUAAUGUUCCAGUGUUACAGUGUCAUGGUACAUCGGAUCCCAUUGUUUCAUUUAGGUGGGGACAGGCAACUCAUGAAAUAAUAAAAACAUUCAACCCAAAUGCACAGUUCAAGUCCUACAGUAACAUGGGACACAGUUCUAGUCCACGGGAAAUGAGUGAUGUCAAGGCUUUCAUUCAAGAAGUAUUGAAAGAAUCUUGAACAUUGUUGUAAAGUUGUUUGCUAUAUUUCCAAUGUUGUCAUAGUUAGGAAUGGGAUAACAUGAUUUAUUUUUGUUUUUAGCUAUCCUACAGUCUACCAUUCAUGUAUGUGUAUUUAACAGGAGUCUUUGUAUCUAGAAAAAUGGAAGAAUACUUGCUUAUGAAAGUUGCAUGUAAUUGUAACGUUUGGGCAUUAAGACAAAGAAUAUUUUUAACUUGGUUCAAUACAAGUAUAAUAUUAUGAAUUUAACAAACUAAAGCCUAUAUGCAAGUCAUAUCGUUUUUACAUUAGUUUUUUGUUUUUAGAAGUGAAUAGGCUAUACUUUAUGUAGAAAACAUAAAUAAUGACUUGCAUUUUGUUGUGAACUCUAUUUUUCCCCAUUUGAUUGUUGACCAUUUAGAAGAAACAAGGUUGUCAAGUUGCUUUUUGAAUAUUGUAUCUCUCUACUGAUGUCAAAAUGAAUGCUUUGGUGAUGGUUAUGUUGAACACAUGACCAUGAUUUAAUCUCAACCCAAUGACCUUACUGGUUGUUUUUUUUUUUUGUACUGUUCAAGAAAUCCUUUUCUUUCUUUGGGUUUUUUUUUUUCAACAUCCCUUUAACAUGUUAAAAGUUAGAUGCUUUUCACAUUAAAAUACUAUUUUUGUCUUAAGAUAAGUUUUUUUCAGAUUGCUAUUCAUAAUGCAGGAAAGUAAUGAUCAGUAAAUGACCUUGUGUUAUUUACCAAAGAGAUUUAAUGUUCUUCGGUUGAAAGUUUAUACUUUAUUUUUUAAAAAUGUAUGUCCACUUACUAUUUUAAAUUUGUUACUUCCACUGCAUUAAUUGUUUAGGGCUUUAUUUUAUUUUAAAAGUUGAUUAUUUACUUGAAUUGUAUGUGAUUAAUAUUAAGAUGAUGUCUAUGCAUUACAAAAGAAUCAGGUUUGUGUGGAUUUGACUGAUGAAUAUUGAAUUUCAACACAACUUGUGCUUUCGACCCCAAAAUGUUUUACUAAAAUCAGAAUGGAAACUAACCAUUUUUGUGGGGACAUUUUCUAAUACUUUAUCAGUAAUUAAGGGUGCUGGACAAGUUUUCUUUAUAUUUCAUAACACUUUUUUAAUUAACUAGGCUUUAAAAAGAUUGUAAAAUGUUAUUCGAUGUGAUACAAACUACUUAGCAAAUUAGUUAUGUUCAUAAUGAUAAGUUUCACAACAUAAACUUAUUUGCUUUUUCCUUCCUUACUUAUGGUUGUAUAUCUAAUCACACUAGAGAAAGUAUUUUUAGUAUACUACAAAAGCUUAAUACCCACUAGCUUGAUACUUAUAAUUACUACAGCAAGUCUAUUAUUUUUAAAAUGAAUGUUCAGCACAUUUGUAUUUUUAUUGAAUAAGAACAAAGUCAUUACAAUGUGUUCUAUUUGUUUUAAUCAUUUGGAUUCCAAAAUAAAUAUCUAUGAACAUUUUCAAGCCUUGAUAUUGUUAUUAGAGAACUAAGUAUACUUUGUGUCUGUAUUUCGUUUUGCCAUUAUAUUUUGUAAUCUCCUAUGUUGACUAAUUACUUUCAUAAAAGUUAUAAACAACUCUACUUUAGGUAUUAGGAAUGCAACAAGGUGUUAAACAUUUAAUAUGCAUGCUUCAACAAUAGGUAAAAUGAAGCACAUUUAUUAUCCACUAUUCAACAUUGUAAACAAAUAUUAAAAUUUUAUUUUUUAAAGAC
Molecule: messenger RNA, 2625 nt
Organism: Physella acuta
Lineage: Eukaryota; Metazoa; Mollusca; Gastropoda; Physidae
Product: acyl-protein thioesterase 1
Biological process (GO): protein depalmitoylation
Cellular component (GO): cytoplasm
Molecular function (GO): palmitoyl-(protein) hydrolase activity; carboxylic ester hydrolase activity
Source: RefSeq, a predicted model, not a curated record